UAGAAAACGAAAAGUUGGCCAGUUCCCAGUUGGUAUACACCCCUUGCCGCUUUGGGCUUGGGGUUAGCUUAGAUUCUUUUGUGUUCUAUUUUAUUUCUGGUUUUAAUGCAUUUUUAAAAAGUUCAUCUUUUGUUCACCGUUACUAGAAAUGGAUAACAAAACGGUGGCAAUAAUUGCUGUUGAGCAGAAGUUCGAUAAAAGCCAAAUCCCAGUGCCAGGAUGCAGCUCUGUAUCGUCUCUAUUCAACGAUGAUAGUGAUGAUGAUUAUGAUGAUACACAACGUGCAGGCUGUUCUUUCAAAAAAGAAACGCAUGUGAAGCAAGAAGUGGCAGAACGUUCAGACGAGGAUUCGAGCACAGUGAAAAUGUGGCCUUCUAACCGCAGACAAUAUGGCGCUGCUAAAGCAAGAAAAAUCGAGGUAAAGAAGGAAGAUAAUGCAUUUGAAAAUAAUAAAAUUGAAUCAAAUGAGUCAAACUUGCAGAAAGUUUCAACCAUAACUCAGAUGGCAGUUGAUAGCAGCCAAGAACCUACGCCAGGGUGCAGCACUGCAUGGUAUCCUAAUGAUGAUCAUGAUCAUGUUGAUGAUGAUGAUGAUAAUGAUAGUAUUGAUGAUGAUGAUUGUGAUGAUGACAAUGAUGUUGAUGAUGGUGAAUACACACAACAUUUGUGUCUGGAGGUCUUCAAUGAAGAAGCGCAUGAUUUUCCGGAGACUACAGGAAGUUCAGAAGAAUUAGACAGCAGCUCAGCGAAGAGUGAACCAGUGAUGUAUCCUCCCACCUGCAGUACAUCUCACCAGAGCAAUGCCACACAAGUAGCUGAAUUGGACAGUAAUAAAGCAAACAGCACUGCAUGCUCUCCAAUCAUUGAUGAUAAUGAUGAUGAUGGUGAUAACACACAACAUUUGUGUCUGGAGGUCUUCAAUGAAGAAGCGCAUGAUUUUCCGGAGACUACAGGAAGUUCAGAAGAAUUAGACAGCAGCUCAGCGGAGAGUGAACCAAUGAUGUAUCCUCCUACCUGCAGUACAUCUCACCAGAGCAAUGCCACACAAGUAGCUGAAUUGGCCAGCAAUAAAGCUAACAGCACUGCAUGCUCUCCAAUCAUUGAUGAUGAUGAUGAUGAUGGUGAUAACACACAACAUCUGUGUCUCGAGGUCUUCAAUGAAGAAGCGCAUGAUUUGCAGGAGGCUGCAGGAAGUUUAGAAGUGGAGUGCAGCUCAGCGAAUAGCGAACCAGUGAUGUGUCCUCCUCCCUGCAGCACAUCUCACCAGAGCAAUGCCACACAAGUAGCUGAAUUGGACAGCAAUAAAACACUUUCUAUCAAUCAACCAAAUAAUGUCCAUGCAAAAAAGGCUAUGCUCUAUAGGUGUGCUCACUGCAACUUUGAAACUCGCCAGUUGCAAUAUUUGAAAAAUCACAUUGCAAAAAAACAUGCUGGAGAAAAACUCUCUAACUGUGGUUUUUGUGAUUACAAAUCAUCCAAUUUAGUUGAUUUGAAAAGACAUCUUAAAAUGCAUUCUGGCGAAAAACUCUUUAGUUGUAAGCUCUGUGAUUAUAAAACUGCUGAACCAGCUAAAUUAGUAAAACAUCUACAAAUAACUCUUUCAGACGUAAAACAUCUCAAAAAACAAACAGGCAAAAAAUAUUUUAGUUGUCAAUUUUGCGAUUAUAAGUGCUAUCGUAUAAGUAAUUUUAAAAUACAUUUAAUGAUUCAUACAGGUGAAAACCCUUUCUGUUGUAAAUUCUGUGACUAUAGAUGCAAUGAGUUAGGCAUUUUAAAAGAACAUAUCAGCCAAAGUCAUGCGGGAGAAGAGCUUUUCAGAUGUGGAAUUUGUGAAAAGAAUUUUAGUACUAAAUCCAAUUUGAGAAAUCACCUCACAGUACAUACAGAGGAAAUUCCAUUCAGAUGUAAAUUUUGUGACUAUAAAUGCAAUCAGUCAAUUGAUAUGAAAAUCCAUCUAAGAUCAAAUGAAGGCGAAAACCCUUUCAGCUGUAAGUUGUGUAAAUAUUCAUGUGCUUGUGAAGGUCUUUUAAAAGUUCAUCUCAAAACCCAUGAAAGCAAAAAAUCGUUCAUUUGCGAAUUUUGUGGCGUUCUAUUCAGUAGGAUACACUAUUUUUCAGUUCAUCUCAGAACACAUACGGGAGAAAAGCCUUUCAGCUGUAAAUUCUGUGAUCGUAAAUUCUCUUCGUUAGACUGUUUGAAAAAGCAUCUCAGAACACAUACUGGUGAAAAACCUUUCAGUUGUCAAUUUUGCGAUUAUAAAACCUCCGCCACAGGUAAUUUAGAAAGACAUGUAAGAACACAUACUGGUGAAAAGCCUUAUUGUUGUGAAUUGUGUGAUUACAAAUGCAAUCAGUCAGGUAUACUGAAAACCCACAUCAGGACUCAUACAGGAGAAAAAACUUACAAAUGUGCAUUCUGUAACUUCAAAUGUAGUGACAAGGAUAGUUUAAAAAUUCAUCUCUUAACACAUGAAGGCGAAAAACCUGAAAAUCGACUAAAAAACCAUAAAAGAGGAAAAUCUUUCAUAUGUGAAUUUUGUGGCGUGUCAUUAAGUAACUCACGUCAAAUUGCAGAUCAUCUCAGAACACAUACGGGAGAGAAGCCUUUCAGCUGUAAAUUCUGUGAUCGUAAAUUCUCUUCGUUAGAAUAUUUGAAAAUGCAUCUCAGAACACAUACUGGCGAAAAACCGUAUAGUUGUCAAUUUUGCGAUUAUAAAAGCUCCGCUAAAAGUAAUUUGCAAAGACAUAUAUUGACUCAUACUGGUGAAAAACCUUAUAGUUGUGAAUUGUGUGACUUCAAAUGCACUCAGCCAAGUAUUUUAAAAGUUCACAUCAGGUCACAUACAGGAGAAAAACCGUAUAGCUGCAAGUUAUGCCCCAAAAAAUACUCAGAUUCAAGAAAUUUGAAAAGACAUCUCAAAAAACACGAAGUAGAAAAGCCCUCACAGCCUUAAAUUCUCCAGGGUUUAUGAAUUCUGGUUCUGAUAGGAAAACAUUCUGCUGUAAAAAAAAAUUUCCACUGAAUGAAUGCAGACCUUUUUAGUUUUCUGUUGUAGUUUAAUUUGUAAACAACAUUUCCAUUUUUAUUGGCAUAGUAAUCAUCAGGGCCAGAAUCUCUUCAAAUGUGUGAGCCUUUGUGAAUAUGAUCAUGAACUAAUCUAUAAUGAGUUCUCUUAACUAUUUUCUAGGCUGACUGAGAACAUAGUGAAGCAACAAAGCAAUAGUGUUCCCUAGUGCAUAGUAGAUUUCGAUGGGUGACUAAUUCUUGAAGAAAAAUUAUUUUUCAAUUCAAUGGUUAUUAAUGUGAUUUUAAAAUGUUGCCAUUUAUUGUACAAUAAGUGAAAAAUGUUUUUGAUGAUAAAAUCUGCCAAAAAUAAUAAUCUGCAGCCAUUACACAGUCAUUAUCUGUUAUACGAUCUAAUUCAUACUAAACUCGCUGUUUUUGGGCUGGGAUUGGUCCUAUUUCUGAGUCCAGGGUCAUGGCUUGUUGCUCCGUAAACAACAUUGCAACUCUACAAUUGCCAUGAACUCUGUGAAUGCUUUGUUCCAGGCAGCAUCAUUUCCUAAAACAGGGACGAAUUCUUUUCCAUGACCUGCAACCUCAUUACAUGGGUUUACUAACUUAAUGUCGAGAGUUUCCCUGAGCUCUCAGAACUAUCUCAGCGCAGAAAUAACUAGUUCAAUUUGAAUUUGAUGGAAUACUUUAUCAAAUAACCAGAAAAUUAAUGUAAUAUUUUAUCAAAUUGAAAACAAUACAACGAUGAAUACAAUAAGCUGUAAAAUGAUUUUUUGACUAACCAGCCGAAGCGUGAGUGGUGAAAGAUGCAAAGCAGUUUGAACGAACUGUAGGAUAGUGAAUGGCCCGCUAUACCUAAUAAUUUAAACUCACAUUAGGCCUACCAGCCUUCAGAGAUUGGCCAUCACAUAAUACAAUCAUUGCUCAAAGAGGCUGCUACCUAUAUUUUGAAUAUCCAUGGUGAUAUUAAUUAAUAUUAUUAUUCAUAUUUUUGAAGGGACGGAUUCAAGGAUCCAAAGGUUCAAAGAACCCCACACGUCAACCGAAGCUUAUUGUGUUCCCAAGUAGUAUGUUAGUGAAGCAAACCAAUACAUGUGUCCUUUACAAUAACCAGGAGUUUUUCCCUAUGCUAACAUCCCAUUCAUCACCUGGUUGCUUGACGCAAUCUAGUGUGAUAUGCUUGGCAGUCUCUUCAGACUGAUUAGUCCUCGUAACCUUCGUGAGUAGCACUCCUGGCCUUCUUUGAAAGUCCUUUCGCUGAGAGAGGGGCGCCAAACUGCCUCUAGGGCUCCCGGCGCCCGGCCAACCUCGACUCAGCCUCUUGACCCACAUUUGUGCCUGGAGUUUCAUCCAUCUCUGGUAUCUUGGGUUUUUCUUUUUGCCCCUCCGAAACUGCCCAGAUGGGGCAGAUCCCGUGGGUUUGAAGGCAAGACAACUUUCGGAGUUGCCUUGGGGUCCCUUUUAGGCGCCAAGCAGGUAUACUGUGGGUGAAUUCUGGCUUUCAACACAUUUUUGAGUACGAUGUUCGACUCAAAGCUCCCCCAACCCACAUGGGGCGACUACCACCAGGGAACACUCAAGUGAAUACUUAUUUUGAUACCGUACUCAAUUUUUUCAUUAUUGUAGCUGUCAAUUAUUAUUGUUUAAUUAUUUUAUGUGAAUAUUAUUUCUAUUUACAAUUAAGAUAAUUUUGUAAAUUGUAUGUUGACAAUAAAAGAAAGUUCAAUCUAUAUAAAGCUGAAUCAUUUAUUUAAUUGAAUUUAUAUAAAUUAUUUAUUGUUCAUCUAGGGACUCUCAUUUGAGGGAGUCCAAUAAUAUUAUUGUUGAUUCUCAAAACCUGUCUUCUUAAAAUUGUUUUUGUUGUACAUAAUUGUUUCAGUACAGUACCUAUUUUUUAUUAUGACAAGAAGGUUUUCAUGAAACAACACGAUUAAUACGGAGUAUUA
This is a messenger RNA of Nilaparvata lugens (brown planthopper), 4961 nucleotides long. RefSeq names its product oocyte zinc finger protein XlCOF6. Gene Ontology annotation, molecular function: DNA-binding transcription factor activity; RNA polymerase II cis-regulatory region sequence-specific DNA binding. The coding region runs from base 149 to 2953 and encodes 934 amino acids. Lineage: Eukaryota; Metazoa; Arthropoda; Insecta; Hemiptera; Delphacidae. The transcript is spliced from 10 exons. Gene Ontology annotation, biological process: regulation of transcription by RNA polymerase II. The record is from RefSeq and is a predicted model, not a curated record.